Molecule: messenger RNA, 3400 nt
Organism: Lottia gigantea (owl limpet)
Lineage: Eukaryota; Metazoa; Mollusca; Gastropoda; Lottiidae
Exons: 12
Coding region: 1-3084 (1027 amino acids)
Cellular component (GO): membrane
Source: RefSeq, a predicted model, not a curated record
AUGCGACUUGUGGGUGGACAAGAGCCAAACAGUGGUAGAGUUGAAGUGAGGAGAGCAAAUAAAUGGGGUUGGUUUUGCGACGAAGGAUUUUAUUCUUCCAAAGUUAGCAUUAUCUGUAAUCAGUUAGGUUACAAAUCUGGUGAUAUGUAUUCUAUUGAUGUCAAUGAAACCAAUCCGUUCAUGUGGAGAACGAAUCUUCAUUGUCACGGCAGUGAACCAUUUAUUGAUGCUUGUGACAAUCAACAUUGGAGUUAUGAAAAUUUCUACAGUAGUUGGUGCCAAUCAAAUCCUCCAACUGUAUUCUGCUAUGGUGAUGUUAAAUUGCAUACUGGUCUUUAUAAUAAAACAGGGGUUCUAAAAGUGUAUAUGGACGAAAAUUAUUAUUCAUUAUGCGCAGAUGACUUCUCAAUUCAAAACGCCGAGGUUGUGUGUAGACAGUUAGGAUUCUCAACUAAUGCUGUUCGUAUCCUUCCCUCGUCAAGUUUUCAACAACAAGGUAUGACGUCAGGGAUGAAGUAUUCCUGUAGUGGUACUGAAUCUAACUUAGCUGAUUGUCCUUCUAGUAAUGAUACGUGUAGCAGUGACAGAAACCAAGUUGUUUUGUCUUGUUCCGAUGGCGCAUCCCAAGGCUCUGACGGGGAUAUACAGAUAGAUUCCAAUGGUUACGUAACCAUAUUAUAUUAUGGUAUUUGGGGUAAAAUAUGUGGUUUGGCAUGGGACAAUAAUGCAGCCAAAGUGGCAUGUAAACAGAUGGGUUAUGAAACAGGCAUGGCGCAUAAGAAAUAUAUACACCAGAGUGAUAAACCGUUAUGGGUAGAUACAGUAGAUUGUAAUGGUAGUGAAAAAGCUAUUAAAGACUGUCAAAUAACAACUGAAUUAAACUCGACUUGUUCUAACGCAGCUGCAGCUUACGCCUAUUGCUACAAUUCUUCAACUGAGCCCACCUAUUCGAUCAUCGGAAGUAAUGUAACUAGCUCUAAUAGUGGGUACGUAGAAACAGUUCGUGAAGGUGAACGAGGUUAUGUCUGUGAAUCUGAUGGAUAUCACAAUUAUGAAGCGGAUACAGUUUGUAGAAGUCUUGGUUAUGUUGAAGGAGAAAAAUAUCCUAUGGGUCAACUGCCAUUUACAGCUGCAUUUUGGAAAAAUUCAUUUUUUUGUAGUAAUAAAGAACCGCUAUUACAUCUAUGUGCCACUAGUCAGUGGUCUUAUCUGACACAUACUAACGAUUCUUAUGAUAGAGAGUGGUGUAGACGCUUCCCGUUGUCUGUCUUCUGCUACAAUAAAGUUCGACUACAUUCAAUGUACAGAAACAGCAGUGGUCUUGUUCUACAGAAUAAAGAUAAUAGAAAAUACCGUUAUUGUGCUGAUAAUGUUGAUUUAAAUACUGCUUCCAUACUUUGUCGCCAAAUUGGCUUUGACCAUGCCAGAGUUAUACUUCCAGGCUAUGCCUAUGAUCACUUAGAUUAUUACACGAUGGGGUACCAUAACCUUAGCUGUCCAUCUGGAGCUGUAAAACUAGAUGAAUGCACAGUUGAUUUUGAUGUAAAUGGUACAUGUGAUAGUGGUGCUUUAGCCUUGGGCUGUAAUGGUGGUAACUCAAUGCCUGAUGGUGUGACACGGAUAUUGAAGGAUGGUACAGUAGAAGUUAGUAAACAUGGGGUUUGGGGAACCAUCAGUUCAUUAAAUUGGGAUGAUGUUGAUGCUAAAGUUGUGUGUAAAGAAAAUGGUUUUGAGAGUGGUGUGUCUCUUGUACGAUUUUCUCGUGAAAGGCCACGGUGGAUGUAUGAUGUGAAUUGUACAGGGACAGAAUCUAAGUUAGUCAGUUGUUCCUAUGAAAAUAUAGGCUAUACUGAAACUGGAAUUUAUACAGCCAAUGCUGCAGUGUUUUGUUACGCUCCGUCGGAAGUGGGUACAUAUGAACUAGAGAAUGGUAACUAUGGUAGAUUGUUAUUGACCAGAGAAGGAAAGACAGGCUAUGUUUGCGAUCCAGACUAUGUAGCUAGAUCAGACUUGAUAACUGCUUGUAAAACACUUGGUUAUGAAAGUGGCGAUGUAUAUCCAUCUCCAGCACUUCCUUAUGGUCAUUUGUUUUGGAUGGCUGAUUUUUCCUGUGAAUCAGAUUCACCUAUCUUAGAAUCUUGUAUGAAGUCAGGGUGGACUAAUAAAACUGAUGCCUGGAGCUGUAGAGAUCAUAACACUUUUAGUGUAUAUUGUUAUGGAAGAGUUCGAUUACAUGUGGCCUAUAGAAAUAAUACAGGAAUACUUCUGAUUACUAACAAGCAAGAAAAAUAUUCCAUUUGUUCUGAGGGCUUUGAUAUGGUAUCAGCAAAUGUCUCCUGUAAAGAAAUGGGAUUUGUUGGAGUGAGAAGGAUCCUUCCUUCUUAUAUCUUCACCAAUUAUCAUACAACCAAAUAUUCCAAUUUCCAAUGCAAUGGAAAUGAGGCUUCCUUAAUGGACUGUCCACACGAAGAACAUGGUUGUAACGGCAGUUUUGUAGUUGUUGAAUGUGAUGACAGUGGCCUACCUCCUUUUAGUAAUUACACUGCGGCAACCCCAAAUUACAACAAUUACAACUAUACUCCACCUUACAAUAACUGGAAUAACACGAAUGGAUAUACUCCUUCAUACAACAACUCGGAUAGCACCACAGACAAUAAUUAUGUGAGCGAUAGAAACUCUUCAAACUCGAACAGCUCUGUGCCACCUGGUGGCAUGACUAGUGGAAACAAUACCGACGGUGGCGUAACAGGUUCAUCGAACUCUAAUGGAAACAAUACUGAAAGUGGUGUAACAAAUCCACCCAGCACUACAGGAAACAAUGCUGUCGUUACAGAUCCAACAGGCUCGAGUGGAAGCAAUACUACCAUUAACUCUGAUGGAGAUACAGCUAACCCGAAUUCGCCAAAACCAGCUGUUCCAACAAAAACUAGCGGAAACAGUGGAGAUACUGGUAGCAACCCUUCUAAUCCGUCCGACUCUAAUGAUGACUCGAACGCUGGUAAAAAAUCAUCAGCAGCUUUCAUAUCGAUUGUAAGAAGUUGUAUACUGUUAACUAUUGUGGUGGCUAUAAUAGGACAUUUCUAAACAGAAUUUAUCGGAAUCAAAAUAUAUAUUAAUACGUGCCUUUAAAAUAGCUAUUUACCAAAUAUCACCCGGUGUUUCAAUAAUUACUUUACCCAAGUUCGAGUUUAUAUCUAAAUAAAGAUGCACAGUUUUUAAGAAUUUUUUGUGAUUUUUCAAUAUUUAAGAUCUAUUAUAUUAAGAUUAUUAAUACAUGUACUGUGAUACGCAAAUUUUUUUGCUGUUUUUUCAUAUAAUUUUAGAUAUUGUAUUUUUUCUACGAGUAUAAACUUGUUACCACUUCAUAGCCAUAGCAAAAAAUAAACAUUUACCAGAUGUC